AUGAACAACAACAAACAAGGCGUUGCCUUGGCUAGCAAACCGUCAUCAUCGUUCUCCACAACAUCUUCCGCCGCCUCCGCCACAUCAGCAGCCAGUUCGCGGAGUGGAUGCAGCAGACUGCUUUUCGGAGAAAUCGAUCUGACAAGCGAGCGGUCCUCCGAGAGCUUCGCGUCUGUCUGCAACCUUGUACUAUGUGAGAGCAGCACAUUGCUCAAAUUCUGGCUCGAUGACACCUGUCGCGAGGCAUUCCUUUCUUUUGUACCCAAAAGUGAUUUGGUCAAUCUGCGACUGGCCUGUCAUGAUUUCAGUGUCCGGGCUGCGCCCGCGCUGUUCUCAGAUCUCAGCAUUACCUUCAGAGCAAACACCUUUACCAGGCCAUCGAAGCUGGCCGCACUCGAAAGGCUGGGGUUCUACGUGAAGACUGUGCGCUUCACGUUGCCUCACACAGCCGACAUGUUCUUGCCACCACUAGUUGAGCCGGAGACCGGAGCCGAGAUGUCAUUCACGUACGAGCCUCAGACGCAUGAGCAUUCGCCCAGACGUCCCAAGUACGGCGAUGCUGGCACCACGGCGAUACUCACACGCCAAUAUCCGCCCAUCUUUCAUGCCGCGACCAACAUCCCAGCYUUCGUGCGAGCAUUCUCUGCCUUUAUGAACCUAAAGCAUCUGGUGGUUAGCUGCCCCGGUUACGACGCCACCCAGAGACACCGGCGUAGUGUCGUGGACUACGCGCUCAUAUCUCUUCGCAUUGCGGUGGAGAAGAACUGUCUGAAUGCGYUCGACACUUUGACUCUUUCACCAAUCCACCCAGGUGGACUGAUCUGUAUGUCUCCAUUUGGCCUCGGUGCAUCGCCUAGGUCGGCAAGCCGGUGGUCACGCAUCAAGCAUUUGACGGCACACGUGGUCCAUCUACCUUGUGGAGGAAGGGGAACUGAGCCGGAGCAAUGCAAGCUCCUGCGAAGCUACCUGCGAGGCUUCCAGAAUCUUGCAACAUUCAGAUUUAGAUGGAUGGGCGAGCGAGGUCCGUUACCAUUGCGUUAUCAUUCCUCGCUUGRAACAUCCUCUGAACCUCCCUCUACCCGACGGCCGGACUUUCCCAGGAUCAAGUGCAUCGAGAUUGAGAACGCAACGGCGUCGGCCAGGGAAGUCGAGCUGCUCGUUGCCUCACAUAGGAAGACAAUCGAAGAGCUGGACUUGCAUGACAUUGAGCUUGUGGAUGGGACCUGGGACGAUGCUUUGGCGCCUCUACUCAAACGUUCUYGCCAUCGCGCUGCCAAAGAGGAGACAGCGGACAUUCCAAUCAUGCUGUCCCUAGAUCCUUGCGCGAUGCCAUUUCAUGCGCCCGUGGCGCGCAAAGUAGUCCCUCAUUACGAGACAGUCGGUGGUAGGAAGAGCUUGCGCAUGUCGAAUUGGUUGUCGUCGAAGAAGCCCAGCACAGCGCAAAAGGUCAAAGACGGUCUGCUGGGUUGUGAAGAGCAGCUGAGAAAGGUACUUCGAGGGAACGUCUUCCCCUGGAAAUGA
Molecule: messenger RNA, 1521 nt
Organism: Ramularia collo-cygni
Lineage: Eukaryota; Fungi; Ascomycota; Dothideomycetes; Mycosphaerellales; Mycosphaerellaceae
Exons: 2
Coding region: 1-1521 (506 amino acids)
Source: RefSeq, a predicted model, not a curated record